Molecule: messenger RNA, 2058 nt
Organism: Hypanus sabinus (Atlantic stingray)
Lineage: Eukaryota; Metazoa; Chordata; Chondrichthyes; Myliobatiformes; Dasyatidae
Product: guanylate-binding protein 1-like
Exons: 11
Coding region: 1-2058 (685 amino acids)
Molecular function (GO): GTP binding; GTPase activity; nucleic acid binding
Source: RefSeq, a predicted model, not a curated record
AUGUUCCAUCCGUGCCCGGGGAAAAGCCUCUCAUCGGCUAUCUGUGGGUAUUGCCCUCUACCGGUCCCUGGACGCCCCUGGUCGCACAUCGCCCUAGACUUCGUCACCGAUGUACCCCCUUCCAGCGGAAACACCACAGUCCUCACCGUGGUAGACCUAUUCUCCAAGGCGCUGCACUUCGUAGCCUUCCCUAAACUCCCUUCUGCUCAGGAAAUCGCAGACCUUUUCGUCCGCCUCGUCUUCCGUCUCCGAUCGAGGUCCCCAGUUCGUCUCCCAGACAUUUUGGGAAAGGACUGUCUGAUGUCAGGCACAAAGGUCCAUGAUGCCCCCAAACAGAAGAUGGAGAAACCCUUGCAGCUGGUUUGUAACGAGGAUGGGAAGCUACAGCUUAACCCAGAGGCUCUGAAGGUCCUCCAGUCCAUCGAGGAUCCAAUGGUUGUUGUGGCUGUGGUUGGUGCUGCUCGUACAGGGAAGUCCUAUCUCAUGAACUGUCUUGCAGGAGACAGGAAAGGAUUCUCAGUGGAUUCAACCCUCCAGUCGCACACCAAAGGAAUCUGGAUGUGGUGUCGAUCCCUCCCUCAGAGACCCAAUGAGGUCCUCCUGUUGUUGGACACUGAGUGUUUUGGAGACAACCAGAAUGAUCGUUCCAUCUAUUUACUGGCAAUCUUUCUGAGCAGCAUCCUCAUUUACAAUGGGAAAAGAAACAUAGACCAGCAAUCCCUGCAAGACCUACAUUUUGUGACUGAACUCUCUAAGCGAAUCCAGAUGAGGUCCCAGCAUGAUGGCUGUGACAGGUGGGACUUUGUCCGUGUCUUCCCGGAAUUUGUAUGGGUGAUUCGUGAUAUGACACUGGGAAUGAACAUCGAUGGAAAAGAUAUGACUCCGAAUGAGUACCUGGAGCACAUUCUGAAACUGAAGGACAGUGAGAGCACUGAGCAGGACAAGAAGUAUAAUGAACUCCGCAGGUGUAUCCGCAAUCAUUUCCCCUCACGUUGCUGCUUUGCAUUUCCCAUUCCCACACAUGGGAAAAAACUCAAGCAGCUCCAGGAGUUGGAGGACAAGGAUCUGGAUGAGGAUUUUGUUAUGGAGGGGCAGAACCUCAUCAAUUACAUUCACACCCACAAGAAAGUCAAGAGAGUUCUUGGGGGUCAGCUGGUCACGGGCAGGAGAUUUGCUGAAUUGACCAAGGCAUACAUGGGCAUGAUGGCGGAUGGGGUUCUACCAUGUGCUGAGAGAUGUCUGGUUAAAUUAGCGGUGGUGGAAAACCAAGCAGCAGUAGAUGAAGCCCUGAAGUUCUAUGAUGAUGAAAUGAAAAAAAUUUCAGAAUCUGGCUGCCUUACUAUGGACAAAGUCAUAGAGUAUAACAAUAUGAAGAGCAGAGAGGCAUACAAUAUCUUCCACAAAAGAUCUAUGAACAACAGCAGUGACAAACACAUCCAACAGUUGGAGAAGACAAUGCAUUCCAUUUACAAGUCUGUCAUGGCCAAGAUCAAGGAAACCUCACAAGAGCAAUGUAAAGUACAUCUAGCAAAAGAAAUGUCAUCAGUAAAACAGAACCUGGCAUCUAGCUAUUACCAGAGACCUGGUGGUUUCCAGAAGCUGAAAGUGGAACUUAAUCAGGCCAUUAAGAAAUAUGAAGAGAAGACCAAAGAUGAAAUGGAGGGGUGUGCUGUCCUUGCCAGUUUCCUGGAAGAGGAAAAACCUCAUCUAGACCAGGUACAAGAGAUGGAGGAACAAAUGCAUUCCUCUGUUUUGGAAGAGCAGCUCUCAAGGCUGAAAGAGGAGAUGGAGAUGAUGGAGCAGAAGAGGAAGGCUGCUGAGGAAUGCAGGAAUAAGGAGAUCAAGGAGCAGAUCAGGAAAAGCUUUGAGGAGGGUAAAAUGUGCCAUGUGGCGGAGCUGAAGGAAGCCAUGGAGCAUAUGAGGAGUGAAAUGGAAAAAUACAGAGUCGAGGGCAGGGAGGAGGAUGCAGAAAGGGCUCAGCAGAUGUAUAAGUACCUGGAGAAGAAACAUGAAGAGGCAACAAAAUGGAGUUUCAUGAAAUUCAACGACCGAAACUGA